ACUCCCUUUCGCCACAAACAUUUUCUAAUAUAAACCAUACAUGCUUGCUUCUUUCUAUACGUUUCUAGACGAUAUUACCACUUACUAAGUAUUUUAGAUGAUUCACGAAUUUAAAAGCAUUUAAUCAUCCACAUAAUAAAUCUACAAAUCGCAUACCAAGAAUCACUUUCGUUAUCCACGUGCCAAUAUCAAGACACCAAGAUGCCCGGUAUUAGGAUGCGUAUUCGAGGACCAGAAGGGACUUCCACCAUAAGCCUUCCCGACAAUGCUAAAAUUAGUGAUCUCCUAUCUGAAAUCACUUCAAAAACAUCACUCAAAAAUUUCGAUAUUAAAUAUGGUUAUCCACCAAAACCACUCCUCCUUUCCCAAAGCGAACCUUCUUUACCUCUGAGCAAGUUGGACAUUACAUUGAAUGGUGAACAACUCACAAUAAGCUCAAGAGAAGAACGCAGGUUAGAUGCAUCGCCAAAAUCUGUUGUACCCUCUGCUUCCUCUAAAACAUCGUCUACUCCUCCCCAGGUGAGAGAUAUUCAGACGGCUGAAGCAAAGUCUUUUUCUUUUUCUGGAAUGCAUGGCGAUGUAAAAGCAACAUCAGGAUCGAACUCGGCAAAAUCAGCACCUCCUGUAACUCUUUCACGUAAGAGGGGCAUCGCUGGUGAUGUUCCCGAGGUCCCAAUACCAGAACUUAACGCUACGAUUGGUAUUUCUCCCCAACUUCCAUUUGAUAUCUUCCAGGUCCAUCUAAAACCGGCAUUAAUCAUCUUACUAACUUCCUCCAGUUCUCCGUGUCAUGCCCGAUGAUAAUUCCUGUCUUUUUCGAGCUUUUGGAACGGCCGUCCUCCCAGGUGAUGACCUUUCAAUGCCCGAGCUUCGAUCCAUCGUGGCCAGUACUAUUCAAGGCAACCCCGAAAUUUAUAGCAAAGUUGUAUUAGAACAAGAACCGGACGAUUACUGUCGGUGGAUUCAAACUCCUGAUGCUUGGGGCGGUGCUAUUGAGAUGGGCAUUUUGGCCGAGCAAUUUGGCAUGGAGGUUGUUUGUAUUGAUGUUCAGGUAUGUUAUUCUUGUCGAUUUUGUACUCGUUCUUGCACUUCACACAAGGAAUUUAAAGCCAUCUUUAAUUCCAAUAACCAACGCUAACCGACCUCAAGUCCCUCUCCAUCCACAAAUUCCACGAAAACGUCUCCAGACACCGAUGCAUUCUAGUCUACUCUGGAAUCCACUACGACAUGCUAGCCCUUUCGCCCUCUUACUCAGGCCCUGAGAAUGACAUCCGAAUAUUUGAUACUUCUGACGACACGAUAAUCGCCAAAGCAGUAGAAUUAUGUUCCAAAUUAAGGGAAAAGCAUUAUUUUACUGACACCGGAGGGAUGGCUAUUAAGUGUAAAGAUUGCGGCGUGAUCGUCCAUGGAGAAACGCAAGCGGCUAGUCAUGCACAGCAAAUGGGUCAUUACAAUAUGGCUGAGGUGGAUACUUGAACUUGUGGUAGUGGUUCUACCAGAACGAUGGAAUGAAUUGUCAAAUGGAACUCCCACGGCUUGUUAGUAACAGCUGGCGUAAGACGAAUAGCUAGCUACUUGACUACUGGAACUCUAGAUGAAUUGGAGACAUCGAAGGAAGCUUAGCCAGAUCACGAUAAAUAAGAUGCUUGCAUAGGUCAAAACACAAUAGAUACAAAAGUAGUAUAUAUACUAAUUACAUAGUGUAUAUUUACUUAAUCUAUAAUGUACAUAUCAUAGGCCUAUCGCAUCGUCCGCGUAG
This is a messenger RNA of Sclerotinia trifoliorum, 1759 nucleotides long. The record is from the annotation of a GenBank genome assembly. Lineage: Eukaryota; Fungi; Ascomycota; Leotiomycetes; Helotiales; Sclerotiniaceae.